Molecule: messenger RNA, 747 nt
Organism: Botrytis byssoidea
Lineage: Eukaryota; Fungi; Ascomycota; Leotiomycetes; Helotiales; Sclerotiniaceae
Exons: 3
Coding region: 1-747 (248 amino acids)
Source: RefSeq, a predicted model, not a curated record
AUGAAUAGAAUGACCUUUUCAUACAGAUUGAACAUAGAUUUUUCAGCACAAUCACUAACGGUGGCCGAAGUUCUGGGAACUAUUGCCAGUGGGAUCAGUAUCGCGCAGUUGGCUGGAAACCUUGCGUCUAGCAUCAUCAAGCUCAAAAAUUACUGGGAUCAAAUUCAGGACGCACCCGACGAUAUCGCUAUCCUUGUGCACGAGAUUGAAAGUCACCAUACCAUCCUUCGCAGUAUCUUGAAGGAGCAAGCGCAGCUCACAGUUUCAUGUCAACCUACAGGUGGAUUCUUUGAUCAAAGUAUAAAACUAUGUCAGAAUGCUUCUUUGAAAUUAGACGGGCUUGUCAACGCCCUGACCACAGAUAUCAACUCCAAUCGAAAAUGGAAACGCACAAUGGGCUCUGCCAACGUUCUAUUGAAGGCGGAGCAAUUAAAGAAAUUGAAGAAGAGAAUGAAAAAUGCCACCAGAUCCAUGCAUUUAGCCAUAUCUUGGCAGAUGAAUACAGUUUUACAAAAACAAUCCUCAACUCUCGCUUCAAAUGUACAAGCGUCACUCGAUCAUUUCUUACAACACUGGCAGAAUCACCUCUUGAACUCAGAACUUCCGCAGCCUACGUUUAGUACAAAAGCAUCUCUGGACAGCGCGGUCCUAGCGCAAACCGCUAAUAUCACCACGAAGGCCAAAACUAGACUCCCUGUGGAUAAUGAUUUUUAUGAACAAGAACCGUUCCAAACUAUGAAACAAUAG